UCCGGGUGUGACAUCGUCUGUUCCAUCAACAACUGUUCUUCUCUUCCUUCGUAAGUCAGAUAGAGAGAGAUCUUCACACGUCUCUUCCCACACACUCAAUUCAAAUAUAUAUAAAUAUAUAUAUAUAUAUAUAUAUACACACACGCUCAAUUCAAAUAUAUACACAUACACACAUAUAUAUACAUACAUUCUUCUACUCUGUCUAUCCGUUUCUAGUUCUACCAUGGGUUCGGAGAAGCCCUUCGACGAAGAAGCCGCCUCUGCUGUGGUCAAGGAGCUGAGAGUGACCUUCGCCUCCGGCAAGACUCGGAGCUAUCAAUGGAGGGUGUCGCAGCUCGAGUGCAUCCUCAAGCUCCUCACCGAAAACGAGCUGGAGAUCGUCAACGCUCUCCGCUCCGACCUCUCCAAGCCUGAACUCGAAUCCAAAGUCUAUGAGAUAGCUAUGUUAAAAAACUCAUGUAAUUUGGCUAUUAAGGAGCUGAGGAAAUGGAUGAAGCCAGAAAAGGUUAAAACUUCAAUAGCAGUUUUUCCUGCAUCAGCUGAAAUAGUGUCUGAACCUCUUGGUGCUAUACUAGUAAUUUCAGCAUGGAACUAUCCUUUCUUACUCUCACUUGAUCCAGUUGUUGGAGCCAUUGCGGCUGGUAAUGUUGUGGUUCUUAAACCAUCAGAACUUGCUCCAGCCACAUCGUCAUUGCUUGCAAAACUUGUAGGUGAAUAUAUGGAUAGCUCUUGUAUAAGAGUCGUUGAGGGGGCCAUUGCUGAAACAUCUGCACUAUUAGAGCAAAAGUGGGAUAAGAUAUGUUACACAGGAAAUGGUAGGGUUGGAUGUAUAGUGAUGGCUAGUGCUGCAAAGCACCUUACACCAGUUCUUUUGGAGCUUGGAGGAAAAUCCCCUGUUAUCGUUGAUUCUGGCAUCAACUUACAAGUUGCAUGUAGGCGCAUAAUCGUUGGUAAGUGGGGGUGUAAUAAUGGACAGGCUUGUGUCUCCCCUGAUUAUAUCGUAACAACAAAAGAUUUUGCUCCUAAGCUGGUGGAAUCUCUGAAACAAGAAUUGGAGAACUUCUAUGGAAAGAAUCAACUAGAAUCAAAAGAUUUGUCUCGUAUUGUGAAUCCUAAUCACUUUGCUCGCUUGACAAAGCUCUUGGAUGAGGAUAAGGUUUCUGGAAAGAUCGUCCAUGGAGGUGAAAUGGACAAAACUAACUUGAGGAUAGCUCCCACCAUCUUGCUCAAUGUCCCACAAGACUCUUUGAUCAUGACUGAGGAAAUAUUUGGCCCUUUGCUUCCCAUUCUCACGGUCGACAAAUUGGAAGACAGUUUUGAUUUGAUAAACUCAGGAGCAAAGCCCCUUGCUGCGUAUUUGUUUACCAACAAGAAGAAGCUGAAGGAGCACUUUGUAAAUACUGUAUCUGCCGGGGGUUUGGUUAUCAAUGACACGACCGUACAUCUUGCUGUACCCUCCGUGCCUUUUGGAGGAGUUGGAGAGAGUGGAAUGGGUGCAUACCAUGGAAAAUUCUCUUUCGACGCCUUUAGCCAUAAGAAGGCUGUUGUUUAUCGCGGUUUUGUUGGGGAUGCCUCCAUAAGGUACCCACCAUACACAAAGGGGAAGCUAAGAAUUCUGAAGGCUCUAAUGGGCGGUGGCAUAUUAAGCAUAAUCCGUGCUCUGUUCGGAUGGCCUGAGGCUUAAGAGAGAAUAGGAUCUCGCUUUGCUCGUGUGAUUUCUUCUUUCGGUCAUUUAUAGAAGUCUUUCGUUGUAUAGUAAACGAAUAUUGUUCUGAUUUCACUUUGACAAAGGCUUGAUUGUUUAUGAAAAGGGAAAUGGAGAGUGUAAAAGUUGGGGAUGAAUAUCAUAGAUUUAUAUGUUUAAAUGUGUUUGUAAUUGUAUCAUACAAUCAUGUUCUUGCUGCUUAUACUAUCAUAUUCCAAAGCUAAAGCGUUUCGUGGGUUU
Molecule: messenger RNA, 1945 nt
Organism: Malus domestica (apple)
Lineage: Eukaryota; Viridiplantae; Streptophyta; Magnoliopsida; Rosales; Rosaceae
Product: aldehyde dehydrogenase family 3 member H1-like
Biological process (GO): aldehyde metabolic process
Cellular component (GO): cytoplasm
Molecular function (GO): aldehyde dehydrogenase (NAD+) activity
Source: RefSeq, a predicted model, not a curated record